AGAUAGACGAUGACUGGCGUAAUUAACUGGAUUGAUAUGCAUGCCAGUCCAAAGAAUCGCAUCUCUGGUGGGGAACAAACGUGGAAAAACAAUGCCCAAGGGUGGUGGUGGUUGGCCGAAACGAUAAAACACUUUGCACGUUACUCGUGAUAUAAUAGGCGAUCAUCAUAUCUCACUCUCACAGCCAUAUCCAUUCAACCGUCUCAUUCUUCUUGCACCAAUGCAAGUAGCUUUGCAGCUCACUUCCCUCCACCGCAGUCUGCCAGUCUCCACUAGCUCACUACUCUUCAUUCGUGAGGAGAAAUGGGUGGUGGCGUAAUUAGAGAUAGAUUGAUGGCUACCACAUGCCAGCCUCCGACCGCCGCGCCAGAGGUGUCGUCGUCAUCGGGGAGGAGCUCGACGGAGAUGAGGAGGUCCCUGAAGGUCCACAGCGAGGCCGAAAGGCGGCGGCGGGAGAGGAUCAAUGCCCACCUGGCCACCCUGAGGAGAAUGAUCCCUGAUGCUAGCCAGAUGGACAAGGCCAGCUUGCUAGCCAGCGUGGUGAACCAAGUGAAGGACCUGAAGCGGAAAACAACCGCCAGAACAACCACACAAGCAGCGGCGGCGGCGCCCAUCCCUCCGGAGGCCAACGAGGUCACCGUCCGAUGCUGCUGCGCCUCCACCGGCGGCGACCGCGCCACGUACGUCAGGGCCACCGUCAGCUGCGAAGACGGGCCGGGCCUCCUAGCGGGCCUCGCCGGGGCGUUCCGCGGGCUCGGGCUGAGGGCGCUGCGGGCCGAGGUGGCCUCCCUGGGGGGCAGGGCGCACCACGAGUUCCUGCUGCGCAAGGAGGAGGAGGACGGGGAUCUCGGUGCCGGAGUGAGGCUCAUGGAGGCGGCGGUCCGGCAGGCGCUGGCCGAGGUCGCCUUCCCGGAGAUGGCGCGCGGCGGCAGCGGCGGAUCGUGGAGCAAGAGGCAGAGGCUUCUGGAGGCCCGCUGCUCGGUGAUGUACUCUGUAUAGGUGGGUUUCACAGGGCGGGUCUCGCCGUCUCCAGCCUAAUUUUGUGCGAACGGAUCGCGAGUUGACGCAGCUCAAAGCAAAGUUUCCAAGUGCCUCAAAAAAAAAGUUUCUAGGUCUUCGUUUUAUAUCAAGUGAUUUAAAUUUGUCAAAAUAUGAAUGUCUCUGUACUCAAAACCAUUUAGAUGCAUGUAAUAUUUUAUCACUUAAUAUGAGACGGAGUGAAUAUUUGAAUUCA
This is a messenger RNA of Brachypodium distachyon (stiff brome), 1234 nucleotides long. Its product is annotated as transcription factor bHLH30. NCBI's taxonomy places the organism in Eukaryota, Viridiplantae, Streptophyta, Magnoliopsida, Poales, Poaceae. The record is from RefSeq and is a predicted model, not a curated record. Gene Ontology annotation, biological process: regulation of DNA-templated transcription. The transcript is spliced from 2 exons. Gene Ontology annotation, molecular function: DNA-binding transcription factor activity; protein dimerization activity. Bases 304 to 999 code for a protein of 231 amino acids.